Messenger RNA from Phodopus roborovskii (desert hamster), 1935 nucleotides. RefSeq names its product annexin A8. The record is from RefSeq and is a predicted model, not a curated record. Bases 119 to 1102 code for a protein of 327 amino acids. Lineage: Eukaryota; Metazoa; Chordata; Mammalia; Rodentia; Cricetidae. The transcript is spliced from 12 exons. Gene Ontology annotation, biological process: endosome organization; endosomal transport; negative regulation of serine-type endopeptidase activity. Gene Ontology annotation, cellular component: cytoplasm. Gene Ontology annotation, molecular function: calcium-dependent phospholipid binding; calcium ion binding.
CUGGGCCUAUGUACACAACCGCACCUACUAGCCGGGGAGUAGAUGUGUUCAGUCACUGAGUAGAGGCCAACUAGUGAAUCUUCAUCUCCCUGGGAAAAGUACCUGAGAGGCAAACAGGAUGGCCUGGUGGAAAGCCUGGAUUGAACAGGAGGGUGUCACUGUGAAGGGCAGUUCUCACUUCAAUCCAGACCCUGAUGCAGAAACCCUCUACAAAGCCAUGAAGGGGAUUGGAACCAAUGAGCAGGCCAUCAUAGAUGUGCUCACCAAGAGAAGCAAUGUGCAGAGGCAGCAGAUUGCCAAGUCCUUCAAGGCUCAAUUUGGCAAGGACCUCACUGAGACCUUAAAGUCAGAGCUGAGUGGCAAAUUUGAGAGACUCAUCGUGGCCCUCAUGUACCCGCCAUACAAAUACGAGGCCAAGGAGCUGCACGAUGCCAUGAAGGGCUUAGGAACCAAAGAAGGGGUCAUCAUUGAAAUCCUGGCUUCUCGGACCAAGAACCAGCUGAGAGAGAUAAUGAAGGCAUAUGAGGAAGACUAUGGGUCUAACCUGGAAGAAGAUAUCCAAGCAGACACAAGUGGCUAUCUGGAGCGGAUUCUGGUGUGCCUCCUGCAGGGCAGCAGAGAUGAUAUAAGCGGCUUCGUGGACCCAGGACUGGCCCUCCAAGAUGCUCAGGAUCUGUAUGCAGCAGGCGAGAAGAUCCAAGGGACUGAUGAGAUGAAAUUCAUCACCAUCCUGUGCACACGCAGUGCCACUCACCUGAUGAGAGUGUUCGAAGAAUAUGAAAAAAUUGCCAACAAGAGCAUUGAGGAUAGCAUCAAGAGUGAGACUCACGGUUCACUGGAGGAGGCCAUGCUCACUGUGGUGAAAUGCACUCGGAACCUCCACAGCUACUUUGCAGAGAGACUCCACUACGCUAUGAAGGGAGCAGGAACGCGUGAUGGAACACUAAUAAGGAACAUCGUUUCAAGGAGUGAGAUUGAUUUAAACCUUAUCAAGGGUCAGUUCCAGAAGAUGUAUGGCAAAACUCUCAGCAGCAUGAUCAUGGGUGACACCAGUGGUGACUACAAGAAUGCCCUGCUGAACCUUGUGGGCGGUGACCCCUGAAGACAUCAAAAGAACAAAGGCAAGAAGUGUGAGCCACAGGCCCUGCUGCUUCAACCCCAAUCAUGGCUGGGGUGGGAUGGGGGAACACCUCACCCAGCCUUUAGUCUCUGUCUCCCAAUUUCCAGUGCUUCCCACCCAAUGCUUCUGACCCAAAAGGUGAGGCCAGCCUAGAUUCAUCUUUCCACCUCUCCCCCCUGAGUCAUUUCUAGGUAUUGCACAAUGCCCACCCUAGCAUUACCUCUGACCAAACAGAAACAUCAGCAUGAAGGAAUCAGCAGGAACUUGUGGGCCAUUCCUUCCUCCCACAAAAGCUCCUGGGCACAGGUUACACCAAUGCCUUGCCUCUGAUCCGUCUGCUCAACCAGGGUCUUUGGAGAAGGAGCCAACAUGAAUGGAUUUCUAGCAGGUGUCUUAGCUGAUAAGUUUCAGGAAGCCAGGAGGAGUAUGUAAGAGUACUGCUAUCUUAGAAAACACAGCAUGGGAACUCAGAAAGAGCCAUAUCCCUGCCAUUCAGGACGUCUGUAACUUUCAUUUACCAGAAAUUGUUAGGCUAUAGGUGAACGAAAAUUCUUACACCAUCCUAAUAACACUAAUUAGACUAUAAAUCAGUCCUGACCCAAGUUCACUGUAGCCUGGGACACUCAGGCUUAUCCAGGCAUUGGCCAAAUCAGCUAUUCGCUCCCUCCAUGGUGAAACUUGCAGAGUAGGAAGGCACCCAACCCUGAGCACGAAUCCUGUCCUCUUCCUGUGACCUCCAAACCUGAAAAAGCUGGGAGAACUCUUGCUAAUAUUUGUUGGGCUUUCAGAAUCAUAAACAUUUGUACUUUCAAAAA